Messenger RNA from Cuscuta campestris, 1165 nucleotides. The record is from the annotation of a GenBank genome assembly. Lineage: Eukaryota; Viridiplantae; Streptophyta; Magnoliopsida; Solanales; Convolvulaceae.
AAAUAAUCCGAGUGGCCCCCACGACCAGAAGAUUUAAAUACCCUUCCCCGUUCUAGCGCACGGCUUACGGAGGCCAAAACCCUUCCUUCCCCCUUCUCCGGCCCUUAACGAACUCCCUAUCAUUCAUCCAAUCAAUUCACCGCCAUCAACCGCCUCUUCAUCCCCGCCGCCGCCGCAGCCGUUUCUCUGCUACGACUAGAGGCAGGGGCGAAACAUGGAAGCCAACGGAAUCCAAUCCGAAGAGAAAGAAUCAUCUGAUCUGCAGUGCUGUCAAAGUAAUGCCGCGGCAAAGCGUAGGUCAAGUUUGCUCGCCCCUACGAUUAGUUCUUCUAGAAAAGUAAAAUCAGUGAAGAUAGGACAACCUCAUACUCCUCAGAAUAAGCCUACAUUGCCACCGAAAACUAAUGAACAACAAAAUAGCAAAAGCAGAGAGAAAACUGCAGAUUCAGCCAAUAGAGGGUCCAAGUCUACUCCUAAACAAAAUGGAAACACUUCUGCCCUUAAAGAGGAGGAUAAAGUCAAGGCCCAGACCUCUCAACCCACCAAAGAUUCUUUGUCUGAGGUCAGAAGAAGCAGAUCCCAACAGACUUCAGAUCUCCAGCAGGGAGAAAUAAAAGCCUCUCCUGUUCCUCCAGCCAAAGUGACCCCAAGAAGUAAGAAAAGCAAUACAGCUGCUGGAACUUCAACGCCUCAGCAGACUUCGUUGGAAAAGGGGAAAACACCCAUAUCUGGAAGUCAGUCUAGACCAUCCACAAGCAGUAAGAAGUCUUCCUCGCUGACAAAGGAGAUACUGAGUAACGAGCCCAUCUACCAUAUCGAAUGUGCUGGUUUAUCAAGAAAACUAAAAAAGGUUGGAGUGACAUGUGGUAUAUGUGAGGAAGAUCUCUCCUAUGUGCCAUCAGACUACGAAUCAGAAUAUUAUGGGUAUGAAGAAGAGUUGGGAACUUUGAAUUACCCCGAAGUCGCUGUUUUGCAUUGCGGCCAUUCUUUCCACAAUGAAUGUUUUGCUUACUCUAUACCCGAUGAACGGUCUUGUGAUCCUCCUUGUGUCUUAUGUGCAAGUUUCAUAACUUGAAUUUCUUCGCGCAUUAAGUUUUUUUUUCCCAGCAGAUUCCUAUACAUCCAUUUUUUAAAUUAUUACUCUGUGCCCUAAUUGUAAAGUGGU